UGUAUUUUAUUUUAUUAUUACUUUAACAUUAUUGCCUGCUCCGUAUGUUAUAAUUCAUUUUUUUCCGCAUAAGCGAAUGGAGCAUACCACAGCUCAUAAGCUGUUUUGAACUGGCGUAGUCUCUUUGACUUGAACUACGACCAACGUGUUUGACCUUUUGUGGCUUUGUGCGUUAGUAAAAUUGUCACCAUUUAGAGUCGGGGAGUGUUGCCAAGAAGUGCAGCAUGCUGCUUCCUUACUUCAUUUUGAUCGCGAGUUCUCUCCUUUCACCACCGGCCUCUGCGUGUGAGCUCACGGCCGAUCAGUCUGUGGAGAAUCCCGUCCGUCUGACUCGCAGUGUGACUGCCAUGGAGACUCACAAAGUGGUGCCGGAUGUGAUUCCUGUUGGACCGGCCGCUGUGCUCACGGUGACCUACCCGGGCGGUGUGACGGUGGACGGUGGUGCCGAGCUGACCCCGACCCAGGUCAAGGAGCAGCCGCAGCUCAGCUGGGCCGCCGAGAGUGGCGCCCUCUAUACCGUGGUGAUGACCGACCCUGACGCCCCGUCUCGGGCCGACCCCAAGUUUGGCGAGUGGCGCCACUGGCUGCUGGUUAAUGUACCCGGUACGGACCUGGCCGCCGGGGACGCCGUGUCCGAGUUCGUCGGAUCAGGACCGCCCAAAGGCACCGGACUGCACAGGUAUGUGUUCCUCGUCUACAAGCAGCCCGGCAAGAUCACUGUGGACGAGGCACUGAGGAAGACCAAAAACCAGGCUAAGGGCCGUGAAAAGUGGAGUGUGUCCAAGUUCGCCGAGCAGCACAACCUCGGCGCUCCUGUGGCCGGAAACCUGUACCAGGCUCAGUGGGACGACUAUGUGCCCCAGCUCUACAAGCAGUUCACCGACUAGGUGAUGGGCCUGAUGAUGGAGGAAGAGGAUGAUGGAGAUGAUGGAGGAAGGGACGAACCUACGGACGGAUGGACGGACUGGCAGAAGAGGAAUGGUCUUCAGACAUCCGGACGGAUUAUUACACAGGAAUGGACAGAAAGGGACGGACGGACGGAUGAAUUGAGUGAAGACCGACGGACGGACGGACGGACGGACUGACAGACAGACUGCCAGACUGACAGAGUGACAGAAGAGGAAUAAUCUUACGGACGGGCGGAUGUUUUGUCAGACAGAUAAGAACGGCCGGCCGACCGGAUGGGCUGAUAACUGGCAGAUAAAACAGAAUAAUAAUUUCUUGGUAAUACGGACAUAGUCAGACAGAAGAAAAGACUAGCGGAUGGACGGACAGACGGACGUACUGAAUUUCAGACAGACGAAAGGACUGUACGAAGGACUGGAUGGUCAUCCGGACCAGCAGACGUAGGAUGGGAGAACCUACGCUACGGACUUACCGAUAUUACGCUGUCGUGGGUUUCACGGCUGUACCGACAUAAGGACCUAAGAGAAAGGACUGACGGACAAACCCUGUCCUUCGAACGGACCGUUUUCUGGCAGUGUCUGCUGUGUUUCGAGCUGAUGAUGAGAAGGGGAGCUAUCUAUGUAACUGAUGCUGUCAUACCGAUGGCUGUAACUGGGUAAACUUUAGCCGCUAUGUAGAUGUGCCACCUUCGGAAUCCACACAGCUAACCACCACACAGCUAACAUAAUUGGAAGACGAUCAGAAAUGAUCAUGCAUCUACUAGAUGGAGUCGACGAAAUAAGGUAAGGUGAAGGAAUCGAAUUCGUACGACUCUGUAUCGUCCUUUUCUUUAGAAGACACCUUGUCGAUAGUGCUAUUUGUUUUCUCCUUGUGAUAGAGACGCUCACCAAUGUCAUUUGGAUAGUAAGAUGCCAUAAUGCUUGGUGUGUUUCGUUUAGCGGCACCCCUCCACCACUACCGAAUUACCACCACCACUAAGGAAUUGCGCGGCUGGAUUUUCCCCCAUGUUACGAGUGCUUGGCUAAGAGAACCAUGUUUCCAUGUUGGCUAGUGAUAAGAGUGAUCGCCUCAAAGGUGAAAUGAUGUCCACAUGACCUUCCUGGUGGAAUGUUCGUGGUGAUUUUUGAAUAAAUUUUUGAUGGCUGUU
Amphibalanus amphitrite is the source of this 2053-nucleotide messenger RNA. RefSeq names its product protein D2-like. The coding region runs from base 225 to 887 and encodes 220 amino acids. The record is from RefSeq and is a predicted model, not a curated record. Lineage: Eukaryota; Metazoa; Arthropoda; Thecostraca; Balanomorpha; Balanidae. The transcript has 7 exons.